CCCUGUAUCCGGGUGACAUGUUCCUGAAGUGCUUUCCAUGUUUUCCAACAUUGGUCUGCACGCGCCACGAGGUCCCCAUAGGGCCCUUCUUCAAGUGCUUUUCCACUUCUCUCUAUUGAAUUUUGUCCGGGCGGCGUUUUUACCUGAGGAAUGAGAAAGGUGUUGCGCAAGUUUACGUUCUCUCUGGUUGUUGCAAAAUUUGGAUUUUCCGCCGAAUUUGCCCGGCAGACGAACUGCAUGUGUACUUUGUGCAAAGGUUCUGAAUGAGGACGUCUCAUGACAGCUGGUCAGUCGGGAUGGCUUGGACCUGAAGUGACCACGACGCCAAGCGCUCAGAUAGGAUUAGGUUGUCUUCUGCAAGAGUGUUUCUGUUCACUAUGACAACGGUAGGUGGAGACAUCCCAACCCAAUGAAGCCCAAGCUGUUACAAAUGACCAAUAUGUUCGGCAUUAGGAAGUAUUAUAGGGAAGACUUAGAGCACUUCACACCCCGGGAACGAGAGGACUGGGUGCUGGAGCAGUUUGCGGCUUAUGAUGACGAGCUCAGAAACAAUCCUGGGGACGACUUUGUAGAGGAAGUGCUGAAGAGGCUCCAAAAGGAGACGAAGAGGUGGAUCUCCUGGAACCAUCGCGCCUUCGGGCCGGUCAAGUCCCGUGCCCAGAUCCUGCAUCUCUCGCAGUGGGUGAAAAACCUCAAGCGUAGAGGUUUUAUCUACACGUCCGGAGACACGGAUGACGAUGUGGACGUGCUGGACCAGUUCGAGGAUCACGUGCUCAGGUUUGACAUCCUGCUGGACACGUUCAAGGCCAACAUCUACAACCCGCUGGCGGACUUCUUCUACGACGACGAUGAGGCCGCACUGGACCUCCAGGACAUCAUCUUUGAACUGGAUUCAGCUUUGGAUGCCUGGAAAGGUCUGAUGAGCUGGGAGGACGUGGACGCCUCGCUGUUCACCUUCGCCAGUAAGGGGUGUGUGGACGGCCUGACGUGCCGGCAGGGGCAGCGGGACUUCGGGCUGGUCCUCCGACUCCUCCCCGACCUCAGCGAGAAGGCCCACGAGAGCCUGCGGCUAGUCCGCAGGUGGCGCCUGAUGCAGGCUGUUGACAAGGCAGAGGCCUCCACGCCGAGAAAGUACGGCAAGGGAGACACGCCGGCCAAAGCGUACGGAAAGUCCUCCAAGAAACACGCAGCCGCGAGAAACGACGAGGACGAGCUGAGAGACGAAGACGAACCGUCCGCCGUCGAUGACGAGCAAACCCGAACCAGCUUUUCGGUCGAAAUCAGUAAGCGUAGGAAGUUCAAAGGACAAUAUGGCAACGCGAAGUCUGACCUGGCGAAGUACGAAAGCCGCUGUCAGGAGCUGGAGGCGGAGAUACAGAGCCAGAGAAACAGGGUCAAAGACCUGGAGAAACAGCUGCGAACUGCCCAGAGGAAGUUCAACAAGUUCGAAAACGAGGUUCGGGGUGAGAAGCGGAACUACAGGAAGCUGAGGGAGAGGUUACAGGCCAUGAAGAAGGACAACAAGCAGCUGGAGUCUCAUCUGGACAACACAACAGACAAGUACCACUCUGUGGUCGCACAGAUGCAGCAGAUACUGCGCAGGUCCAGACAACUGCGGGACUACCAGAACCAGGCCAAGGAUAAGGUGGAGGGUUCACAGAAGGAACUGAAGGAGGCGAACGAACAGAUCAAAGCGCUACUGAACGAACGGAAGGCCCUGAAGCGGAAAUGUGCCUUUUUGAAGACAAGAGCACAGAACAACGACGCCAAGGCUGUUCACAUGGAAAGUCAGUUGGAUAAGACCAAGGAACACGGUCAAUAUACAGAGAAGGAGCUCUUCAAGGCAAGAGAAGAACUGAAGAAGCUACAAGACAAGCUCAGCAUCAACGAGAAGAAGACGCAGAACAUGGAGGAAAAGUUGUUCCAGGCGCGGGAACGUGCUGACACCAUCCUCAAGGAGCUGAAGGAGAAGGAGAAGCGGGCGGAACAGCUGGAGCAGGAACACACACAGCUGCUGGACAUCUUCAGAGAACUUCCAAAACGGAAAGAGAAGCCGCUCUCGAACUACCAACUCGACGUCAUCGCUGCGAAUAUUGAAGACUUCUGGCCGGAUGUUGCCAAGACGCUCGGCAUGUCUCGGACAACCACCGAUCACCUUCGCCGCGACUACUCCGACGAGAAGAACCGAAGUCGCGCGAUGUUGUACGAGUGGAAGGCACGAAGUGCCGAGAAGGCAACCAUGAAGUCGCUGGUGGCUGCGCUUAUUGCGAUGGGCUACGGACAUCAGGACACAAAGGCGGUUUUUCAGAAUCAGCUGACCAAGAAAGCGUUGAAGACCAAAGAAUUGAAAGACCGUCAGGCUGUUAAAGAGGAAUCGUCGGGGCGAGGCAGCAGUGGUUCUAGCGGGUACGAGUCAAACGCCAAGGCUCCGACAACUUGCGACUUUGACGGCGAUCGGGAGUACGAGUCCCUGCCGAAGAUACACGAUCGUGAAUAUGAGUCGGCGAAGAAAAACGAUCCUGACUACGACUACGACUCGAGAAGGCACGACCGAGACUACGAGAGGGACGACCGCGACUAUGACAGGCGCGACAAUGAGUACGACAGAGAUGGUCGUGAGUAUGACAAGGAUGGCCACGAAUAUAACGGGGAUCGUGAAUACGACAGGGACGAUCGGGACUACGGCAGAGAUGACCGUGACUACGACAGGGAUGACCGAGACUACGACAGGAAUGGCCGCGAAUACGACAGAGGUGAAUACGACAGGGACGACCCUGAGUACGAGACUGCCCAGGAGAGGCGUGAUCCCGAGUACGACUAUGACGCUAUGCUGAAGAAGGACGACUAUUUGCCAAAAAUGCGCGGGCGAGAAAGAACUGCUCCGGAAAUUGAAUAUUGAAUGCUCACGCAACAACCUCGUUUGACUUUGAGCUUGAGCUAUGAACGAUACAAAGAACACUCCUUACCAGUGUCACCAUGUUAAACUAUGGUAAAGGCCUAGGCGCCUUGAAGCAUGCACUGUCCGGAUGUGUGCCGCACGUAUGUCUUUGCGUGUGAGUUACCCCCUCUCUUUCCAUGAGUGUACGCGCGUACAUGUAAACAAACUGUAUAUAUACAUGUGUACUUGUGAUCACAAAGGAAUCACUUCGUCCAAUCCUUGAAAGGUUUUAGAUGGGAUUUUACCAAACAUUGCAACUUGAACCCCAUCCCAAGCUGGUGUAACGACCACAUUUUUCAACUUAAACUGGGCCAU
Branchiostoma floridae (Florida lancelet) is the source of this 3253-nucleotide messenger RNA. Its product is annotated as myosin-11-like. The transcript is spliced from 11 exons. Bases 410 to 2899 code for a protein of 829 amino acids. Gene Ontology annotation, cellular component: condensin complex; condensed chromosome; chromatin. Gene Ontology annotation, biological process: signal transduction; mitotic chromosome condensation. Lineage: Eukaryota; Metazoa; Chordata; Leptocardii; Amphioxiformes; Branchiostomatidae. The record is from RefSeq and is a predicted model, not a curated record. Gene Ontology annotation, molecular function: chromatin binding; protein binding.